Molecule: messenger RNA, 1344 nt
Organism: Passer montanus (Eurasian tree sparrow)
Lineage: Eukaryota; Metazoa; Chordata; Aves; Passeriformes; Passeridae
Product: zinc finger protein 664-like
Exons: 2
Biological process (GO): regulation of transcription by RNA polymerase II
Molecular function (GO): RNA polymerase II cis-regulatory region sequence-specific DNA binding; DNA-binding transcription factor activity, RNA polymerase II-specific
Source: RefSeq, a predicted model, not a curated record
AUGAAGGAGCAGGAGACUGUGAGGAAGAAGAAGAUGGCUCCGGAGCCCUAUGCAGGGAAGGAGCUGAGGAUGGAGACCAGGGAGAACAAAUUCCCACAUCAGAACGUCGUGGAAGAGGCUGUUUUGAGUGGCUCCACAUCAGAGGAAUCCAGUGAGGAGGAAAAUCUCCGGAGAUCACGCACGAGGAGGGGCUGCAAACGCAGAUCACGGGAAUCUGAGGAGGAAAGACCCACCCUGGUCCAGGGAGGUGGCCGGAGCUCAGAGUUGGGGGUCCAUGAGCAGCUCCAGGAUGGGGAGAAACCCCACAAGUGCUCGGAAUGUGGGAAGAGCUUCAGAUGGAACUCUGAACUGAUCUGCCACAUGAGAAUCCAUACUGGGGAACUGCCCUACGAGUGUGAUAAAUGCAGGAAGAGGUUUCAGACCAGCUCCAGUCUCCUCGGGCAUCAGCGGAUUCACACAGAGGAGAGGCCCUUCUGCUGCCCCAUUUGUGCAAAGGGCUUCAAGCUCAAGCCCGGCCUCAUCACCCACCUGCGCACCCACCGCGGGGAGAGGCCCUAUGAGUGUCCUGAGUGUGGGAAGAGCUUCACCCAGCACUCCACCCUGACUCGCCACGUGAGAAUCCACACGGGGGAACGGCCCUACAAGUGUGCAGAGUGUGGGAAGGGCUUCAGGACGAGCUCUGAACUGACCAUCCACCAGAGAACCCACAUGGGGGAACGGCCCUAUGAGUGUGGGGAGUGUGGGAAAAGCUUCCCAAUAAGCUGCAGCCUCUCCCGCCACAUGGAAAUACACAGAGGGCUGGAACGGCCCUACAAGUGUGGACAGUGUGAGAAGAGCUUCAGGUGGAGGUCUGAACUGAUUGUCCACCAGAGGAUCCACACGGGGGAACGGCCCUUUGAGUGUGGGAAGUGUGGGAAGAGCUUCAGGGGGAGGUCUGAACUGAUUGUCCACCAGAGGAUCCACACGGGGGAACGGCCCUUUGAGUGUGGGAAGUGUGGGAAGAGCUUCAGGGGGAGGUCUGAACUGAUUGUCCACCAGAGGAUCCACACGGGGGAACGGCCCUUUGAGUGUGGGAAGUGUGGGAAGAGCUUCAGGGGGAGGUCUGAACUGAUUGUCCACCAGAGGAUCCACACGGGGGAACGGCCCUUUGAGUGUGGGAAGUGUGGGAAGAGCUUCUCGCAGCGGUCUGCCUUGACCACACACCAACGGAGCCAUCACUAAGGGAAGCCCUGUGAGUGCCCCGAGUGCAGGAAGAGCUUUGUGCGCUGCUCCAGCUUCAUCACCCGAUGGGAAGAUCUGCUCUGGAAGAUCCUCAGUGACGCACAGCGGGCAGAGUCCCAGUGA